Molecule: messenger RNA, 1951 nt
Organism: Sciurus carolinensis (gray squirrel)
Lineage: Eukaryota; Metazoa; Chordata; Mammalia; Rodentia; Sciuridae
Gene: Fbxw9
Product: F-box and WD repeat domain containing 9
Exons: 10
Coding region: 88-1560 (490 amino acids)
Cellular component (GO): preribosome, large subunit precursor
Molecular function (GO): protein binding
Source: RefSeq, a predicted model, not a curated record
GCGCCGGAAGUGUCCCCACGCUGCCUAGGAGACAGGACGCUGAGCCAGCCGCUGACAGGGCUGUGCCGGCCGCGCCCACCGGUCGCCAUGGCGCUUCCCCCAGGGCCGUCCGACAAUCCCCGCGCUUGGGACGAUGACUCGGAGCCGGAGCCGGAGCCGGAGCCGGAGCCCGACCCCGACGCGCAGGCCGAGGCCUACGUGGCCCGCGUACUCAGCCCGCCGAAACCCGGGUUGGCUCCCCCGCGUGCCUCGCUGCUGUCCACGCCCGCCGCGUCCCCCGGCGCGCUGGAGCCAAAGGCGGCGUCCAAGAUCCCGACUGUGGGUGUGCCGGGCCUGCUGAGCCUUCCCCCGGAGCUGCUGCUCGAGAUCUGCGCCUACCUGGAUGCACGCCUGGUGCUCUUUGUCCUGCCGCGCGUGUGCCACACGCUGCGCGACCUCGUGCGUGACCAUGUCACCUGGAGGCUACGCGCGCAGCGCCGCGUACGCGCGCCCUAUCCGGUGGUGGAAGUCUGGUGUAGGUUGUGCUCCCUGGAAACCAGGGGUGGGCUGUCAGCUGGUGCCCACUGGGGAACCUGCUCAUGGUGCUCCGCAGAGGAGGACUUUGACUGGCCGGCAGCCUGCAUUGAGCUGGAGCAGCACCUGGCCCACUGGGCAGAGGAUGGGCACCGGGCUGAGUACUUCUGCUUGGCUGAUGGGCACUUUGCUUCCAUUGACUCAGUGCUGCUGCUCCAGGGCGGGGCGCUCUGUCUGUCGGGUUCCCGAGAUCGCAACGUCAACCUGUGGGACCUGCGGCAGCUGGGGGCAGAGCCCAGUCAAGUUCUGGUCAAGGCCUUGGGCACUCAGCCAAAUAGCACCCACAAGGGCUGGGUGUGGUCGCUGGCGGCACAGGACCACCGCGUGUGCUCUGGCUCCUGGGACAGCACUGUGAAGCUGUGGGACAUGGCAGCUGAUGGGCAGCAGUUCGGCGAGAUAAAGGGAAGAGCAGCUGUGCUGUGCCUUUCCUACCGGCCUGACAUCCUGGUGGCUGGCACCUAUGACAAGAAGGUGACCAUCUACGACCCCAGAGCCGGCCCAGCCCAGCUGCAGAGCCGGCGGCUGCACUCCAGUGCGGUUCUGGCGCUCGUGGCCGACGACAGGCACAUCAUCUCCAGCAGCGAGGACCACACCCUCGUGGUGUUCGACCGCAGAACCAACAGUGUCCUCCAGCGGCUGCAGCUGGACUCCUACCUGCUCUGCAUGUCCUACCAGGAGCCCCAGCUCUGGACCGGUGACAACGAGGGCCUGCUGCACGUCUUCGCCAACUGUAACGGCUGCGUCCAGCUUGUCCGGUCCUUCGACGUGGGCCACAGGUCUCAGAUCACAGGAAUCAAACACUCGCUGGGAGCCUUGUAUACCACGUCCACGGACAAGACCAUCCGGGUCCACGUGCCCACAGACCCACCAAGGACCAUUUGUACCCGAAGCCACCACAAUGUACUGAAUGGGAUCUGCGCCGAGGGCAACGUGGUGGUGGCCGCCUCGGGGGGCCUGUCGCUGGAGGUCUGGAGGUUUCAGGCAUGAGCAAGUAGACGUGCGUGUGUGUUGUGCACUGCCAGCCGGCAGGCUGAGCCCCGGCCUCCAUUCUUGGGGAACCUUCCCCCCAUUGGUGCUGACUCUGCCCCCGUCCCACAUGCCUGGGGUACUCGGAGGCCCGGCCUUGGCCAAGGCUGGGCCCCGUGCCUGUGGAGAUGACGUGGUUCUGACCCAGGGAGGGGGCUGCUCCCCAUGCUCGAGUCCUGGUUUGGUUAUGAUUUGGACACCACGCUGUGUCAAGAGUGAAGGAGAAUAAACCUGACGUCCUGCACAGAUGCUCCGGCCUGGCUGUGUGCCCAGGCAGCCGAAUCUCCGUCCCUGCCUGGGGCUGGGAGCCUGUGGCUGCAUGUGACAGAUGGGAGAGGUGCCCACCAGGGCU